AUGUUUGGGCUUGAAGAGAUAAUGAAAACGAAGCUGGCUGAUGACGACGUGAAUUCGGUCGAUGUGCACGGCAAUACCCCACUAGCAUUUGCGUCAGCUUACGGAAAGGACGCGAUAGUACACCUUCUUCUUGAGAAUGGUGUUGACAUCGACCCAAGAAACAACUACCAGCUAACGCCCUUGGCAUUGGCAGUGGUCAAUGGGAGGGAGGGAGUCGUCCAAGCACUCGUUGAUGCCGGCGCGGAUAUCGAGACCAGAGGCUCAUACGGGCAUACUCCGUUGCAUAGGACGGGAAGGAGAACGUCUACACACAUAGCGAGGAUUCUGAUUGAGAAUGGUGCAGAUACCGAAGCUGAGAACGACAAUCGUCGCACACCUCUCGCAUAUGCAGUAAUCAAUAAUCAGCUGGACAUGGCGCAGCUCCUACUGGAGAAGGGUGCCAUGAUUGAGAGUAUACACUUCAAUGGCGGGCCACAACGGGAACUUGACUGGCACGGAAUAUCAGAUGAAUUGGUGAACUUGUUGCUUGCACAUGGUGCAGACAUCGACAGCAAGGAUGAUAUGGGGCGGUCGCUACUGUUUGAAGCAGCACAACACGGAAACACAUCGCAACUGGAGAUGUUUCUUUCUAGGCAGCCGUCACCGUCCAGUGUUGACUCACGGGAUUGUUACGGCUCGACACCCUUAUCGAUGGCAGCCUGUCACGGUCCUGGGAAGGCCGUGGAACUGCUGCUAAGGCACGAAAGCGUUCAGAUUGACUCGAAAGAUGACUUUGGGCGUACACCCCUUUGGUGGACAUUGCGAAACGCCAAUACCCAACUCGAAGAGCUUCUCAGGGGGGCUGCUGCCCGCACAGGUCUCACCCUACGCGGUGUCGAUUGCCUUCCCAAGCUUCGGGCGUUCAUUCUUGUCACGAGGGAGAUUUUGAUGUAUGCCUCGAAUGUUUCGACUAUGGGGCUCGGUGUCUUGAUUCUUCUCAUGUUCUAA
Messenger RNA from Anthostomella pinea, 987 nucleotides. Lineage: Eukaryota; Fungi; Ascomycota; Sordariomycetes; Xylariales; Xylariaceae. The record is from the annotation of a GenBank genome assembly.